AUGUUCAGCCUACUUUUUCUUCAGUUCCUCCAGCAGCACUUUAUUGCCACUGCCUGCCUCCUCUUUCUUCCGAUCCCUCUCCGUGCACUUGAGACAUACUUCCGAAGAUGGAGACUCGCACAAGCUCAAGGCUGUCAAGAUGCUGCGAGCAAAGUCCCCGUGAAAGAUCCCAUCGUUGGCUUCGACUUCCUAUACAAGGUUAUCUUCGGUGAAGCUCCGGAAUGGUAUCUGGAUAGCACGUGGCAGGCCUUCAAGCAAAUGGGAACUACAUACAUAGAAAGAAGAUGGUCAUGGCAGUGUGUCUACACAUGCGACCCUCAGAAUCUCAAGCAGAUCCUCGCUGCAGCUUGUGAAGACUUUGAUCUUCCAGAGUUUCGAACUUCAGUCAUUGGCAAUGUCUUUGGACAAGGCAUCUUUGUCUUAUCCGGACAUACAUGGAAGCACGCCCGGCAGAUACUGAGACAGAGUUUCAGGAAAGACAAUCCCGCCCCGUUCCUAGAGACUCUGGAGCGGAACUUUCAAGCAUUCUCAAAACAUGUUCCAACAGAUGGCUCUGAAGUCGAUCUCCAGCCUCUGUUCCUAGCUCUCACUAUGGAUGUCUCCACGGAGUUUCUCAUGGGACACUCGACCAACAUGCUCAGUGAGACAGCAGAUCAUACCAGAGAGCAGCGAUUUGUUGAUGAUUACAUGAUCUGCUCUGAGGAGAUCAUUCAACAGAUGCAGCUUGGUCCUCUGCACCGUCUCAAGUUCAGCUUUACAGCAAAGAGGGCUAAGAAGAGGGUGUACGAAUACCUCGAUACCUUCAUCGAAGAGUCCCUAAACAGUCCCAAGGACGGUUCGGAAGGCACUUUCCUCACAGACAUGAUGGCCAUAGUGGACGACAGGAAAGGCCUGAGUGAUCACAUUCUUCACAUUCUCCUAGCAAGCCGCGAUACAACAUCAAGUCUCCUAAGCAACCUCUUUUUCUUUCUAGCAAAGAACCCAAGAAUAUACGCCAGACUCAGAGACGAAGUCACCAAAGCGGCAGGCCAAGAACCCCCUACAGCAAACCAACUAAAAGAAAUGACAUAUUUAAAAUGGUGUGUCAACGAAUCCCUGAGGCUGCAUCCUGUCAUUCCCACAAACGCCCGCGUCGCAGUCAGGGACACCACCAUCCCCCGUGGUGGCGGCGCCGACGGACAAUCGCCACUCUUCAUUUCCAAAGGAACAGCCAUGUUCUACAACGUGUACGCCAUGCAUCGCAACAAAGACGUUUUUGGUCCUGAGCCUGAAGAGUUUGUGCCGGAGAGGUGGCAGGAUCUGAGACCUGGCUGGGGCUAUCUUCCCUUCAACGGCGGAGCUCGAGCUUGUAUCGGACAACAAUAUGCUCUACUGGAAACGCACUACGUUGUGGCUAGGAUGGUGCAGACUUACUCGCAGCUUGAGUCGCGUGAUGAUCAGGAGUGGAUAGAACUGUAUGCCUUGGCACUAUGUUCCAAAAACGGCACCCGAGUGGCUGCUAGGAUAUGA
Fusarium coffeatum is the source of this 1509-nucleotide messenger RNA. RefSeq lists its product as uncharacterized. The transcript is spliced from 3 exons. The coding region runs from base 1 to 1509 and encodes 502 amino acids. Gene Ontology annotation, molecular function: heme binding; monooxygenase activity; iron ion binding. NCBI's taxonomy places the organism in Eukaryota, Fungi, Ascomycota, Sordariomycetes, Hypocreales, Nectriaceae. The record is from RefSeq and is a predicted model, not a curated record.